AUGCCCGCCAAACUCUCCCCCGAAACACCCAUAACCGAUGCCGCGGCCCUCCCCGCCUCGCUCCCCCAAUCCACAGACCCCUCAACAACACUAUCAUCUUCCGAUCCCGCCGACCAAACACCCACCACCGCCACCCCCGACUCCGAGACCAUCCUCAAGCUCCUCGUCUGCAGCCACGAAUUCCACGCCGACUGCCUCGUCUCCUGGUUCGUCCUCCGCAAGACCAGCUGUCCGAUAUGCCGGUCCAUGUACAUGAGCAAAGAAGCCCUCGACCAGCACGACGAGGAAGAGAGGAUUGCGCUGGGCGGCGAUGUUACGCCUGCGGCGUUGGAAGCGGGGACUGCGAAUCAGACACCUGCGCCGCUGCCUAUGAGUAAUUGGCAGUACUUCUUGCAUGGGAGUGGGAUCAGGAGACAGCGGGUUGUUGAGGCGAGGACGAAUGCUCAGGUAGAAGCUCAAGCGCAGGCUCAGCCCGCAGUGGAGUUGCAGGAUCGUGCGCCGCAGACGGGGGAGCAGAGUGCGGAUGCGAAUGUUACUGUGGCUGCGGGUCCGGCGGAUACGGCCGCGCAGCAAUCGGAUCAGCCGUCUAGGACGAGGUGGCAGAGGCUCUUGAGGCGGUAA
Molecule: messenger RNA, 621 nt
Organism: Alternaria metachromatica
Lineage: Eukaryota; Fungi; Ascomycota; Dothideomycetes; Pleosporales; Pleosporaceae
Exons: 2
Coding region: 1-621 (206 amino acids)
Molecular function (GO): zinc ion binding
Source: RefSeq, a predicted model, not a curated record